CAUGGUUGGAUUUAAAUUUCUGUAGUUUCUAAUGAUAGUAGCAUGCAAACUUAUCUCAAAUUCAAUUAAAAAGUUCAAUCAUGCUUUUUAGAAAGUUGUAUUGCUGCUUGAGGGACUUUGUAGUGAGAUGUCUGGAUGAUGUGGAAACACAGAUGUGAAAAUCUGGGAGCUCUUAGCUGAGGUUCUGGCACGUCGUUAUUGUGUUGUUACUAAUAUUCACAUUUCAGGCAGGAAAAGUUCUGUACAGCAGAAUAUCAAUUUCCUGAUUGACAUUUUAAAUUCUGUAAGAUUUUUCUGAAAGUAAUGUUAUAAUAACAUCUCGAUAGGCUCGGAAUUAAAAAUUGGAUUAUAGUCCUGCAGCUGUACAAGCUGUUGCUGUUCUACCUUCCAGUUAAUGAAAUGACAGGCAAAUGUCACGAGAAGGGUCAUAAGCAUCAUUUUCAGUGGGGUUCUGCCUGUGCUGCUGUUGUCAUGGGGUGAGUUGAUACAGUCGCUUUUGAAAACUUCAUCUGAAGUGAAAUAUUUCGUGAGUACAAUCAGUGUUUAUUGGGGGAACAAGGAGGUUAUUUUGUUGGCAGUUGAAAUACAGAAUCUUUCAUAUGCUGUUACAAACUCUGAGAUAUCCUGGAAUUAGAGCACUACUGCUAUAAUUUCAUGAAAUAACUGGUUUGUUAUCCAAAACUCAUGCUUGAAAUGCUUAGUCUAUCCCAACUGGGUAACAUGCUGUUUGUAUCUCCUGCUGUAGUGGAUGAGUCCUCUUGGAGAGAAGAAACACAAUAAAAUGUGCUGGCAUAGCAAUUUGUGGCCUCAGUAUGGCUUUCAGAAGAGAGAGAAAUGAGGUGGAGUGGGAGAAAUACAAGUACAGCAGUGACAUAAGGUUCCGGAAGAUGUUGGGUUGAGUUCCACCACAACACUUAAUUUGUAAUGAAAUGGAGUCUGGGUCAAGCUCAUUUCGAGUGGAAUUUCCAGAUUUUUCUAGCACCAUUUUGCAGAAGUUGAACCAACAGCGCCAGCAAGGACAAUUAUGUGAUGUGUCCAUUGUGGUUCAGGGCCACCUCUUCAGAGCCCAUAAAGCUGUUCUUGCAGCUAGUUCACCUUACUUCUGUGAUCAGGUUCUCCUAAAAAACAGCAGGCGAAUAGUCCUGCCUGAUGUGAUGAAUCCCAGAGUAUUUGAAAACAUUCUUCUGUCUACCUACACAGGCCGGCUGGUAAUGCCUGCACCAGAAAUCGUCAGUUAUCUGACAGCAGCAAGUUUCCUUCAGAUGUGGCAUGUAGUGGAUAAAUGCACUGAAGUGCUAGAGGGGAACCCAACAGUUCUGUGUCAGAAGAUGAAUCAUGGCAGUGACCAUCAGUCCCCAAGCAGUAGUAAUUACAAUGGCCUUGUUGAAACCUUUGAACUUGGCUCUGGAGGACAGACAGAAUUCCACAAAGUGCAGGAACUAAGGGAUGGCGAAAAUGAAGAAGAAAUCUCUAAAGAUGAGCUGUCGUGUCAGCUGACAGAACACGAGUACCUUCCCAGUAAUUCUUCAACAGAACAUGAUAGACUUAGCACUGGAAUGACCAGUCAGGAUGGGGAAGAAGGAACUAGUGAUAGUGCAGAGUACCAGUAUACCAGACCAAUGUAUAGCAAACCCAGCAUCAUGUCUCACAAGCGGUGGAUCCAUGUGAAACCUGAAAGGUUUGAACAGGACUGUGAAGGAGUUGAUAAUCCUUAUGAUGAACACCAAGUUUCUGAAUCCAUGAAUGCGAUUCAAGCAGAUCAUUCAAUCCAGUCUUCGGGUGUUGAAGACUUUCACAUAGGUGACAAAAAGAUGGAAACAGAAUUUGAUGAACAUGCAGAUGAAAGUAAUUAUGAUGAACAAGUUGACUUCUAUGGCUCGUCCAUGGAAGAAUUUUCUGGUGAAAGGGCAGAGGGAAAUUUAAGUGCUCACAGACAGGAUCUUAUGAUAGCAGCAGGCUAUGGUGAGGGCAUUGAUAUGGCUGCCGGGAUUAAAGAAGAAACAUCUCUCACUGGAUUCUCCCAUGCUGAUAAGCUCUAUCCUUGUCAGUGUGGAAAAAGUUUUACACACAAAAGUCAGAGAGAUCGGCAUAUGAGCAUGCACCUCGGUCUUCGACCUUAUGGCUGUGGUGUCUGUGGUAAGAAAUUCAAAAUGAAACACCAUCUUGUAGGCCAUAUGAAAAUUCAUACAGGCAUCAAACCAUACGAAUGUAACAUCUGUGGGAAAAGAUUUAUGUGGCGGGACAGUUUUCAUCGCCAUGUGACUUCUUGUACCAAGUCCUAUCAAGCUUGUAAAGCUGAGCAGAGUACUACUGAGAUGAACUAAGACAUUAGUGCUUACACUUAUCUAAUAGAGUAAGAAAAAUAAACUAAUUAUGCAAAUAAUGUCUGGUACUUGCUAUUGUACAUUCUCAAAAAACAAGUUUUAGUGAUUAUGCUGGUAUAAACAGAUCAAACAUAUUUUGCUUUCUGCAGUAUUACUCCAGGUGUUCAGUGUGUGAAGUGCAAAUGGUUAAUCUGAAAGGUGCUUGUAAAAGGAGUCUUGACGUUGAUGGUAAUCACAGCAGUAUUUAGAAGCCCUCUUGUAUUUCUAAGUCAUCUAAAUUCACAGUAAAACUCAGCUCUAAAUUGACAAAAAUCCUGAAAAUACUUAGAUGAAGUGGGAAUCCAGGUAGCACUACUUAAUAGAAAACUAAGAUGACCAAACUGGGUUAUAUGAUUCACAUUUUAAUGAAAAAAAAAAAUAAUUAGAAUUUCACCUCAAACUGAAGACUCCAACGUACUUCCCAUGCAUCAUUAGAUAGUCUGCGUCAUUCAGUAGCCUUUGCUGUAUUGCUGAAUGCAAGGCAGUGGUAAAGGUGCUUUGGCUUUCCUUUAUCUGUCUUCCAUUUUUUUAAUCUAUCUUCAGUAAAACAAUUGUCUAAUUUUGUGCUAAUUUUUAUUUAAAGUCUGUAAAGCACUUAAAUGUAGUUUAUCAAUAUAUAAACUUCAAUAUGUAUUAAGUAUAAUUUGUCCUUGCUCCUCUAGGGUCUAAUGCUGUAUGACUCUUGACUUCAUUAGAUUUUAAUUGCUACAUCGUGAGAGCUUUUAGAAGUGUGUGUAAUAAGUAUGAAAAAAAAUAAUAUGUAACAUUUGGAACUUACUCAAAGUAACCAUAUAUAUUUAAACUGUAGGUUUUUGUUCAAAUUUUUGUUACUUACUACAGUAGCAAGUACCAAACUGGGUUCAUGAACUGACUUUUUAUUGGUACAAAAACUUCUUUGAGAACUUUUAUCUAGUUUUUGAAACCUGCCUUAGGAAAAUUAUGUAGUCAUUGGUAGGUAUUUAUACUUCUAAUUCUUUACUCUAUAAUUCUUUAUUAUAGUAAGAACUAUAAUAUAGAUUCUUGGUACUAAACUACUGUGACUGGUUAGGCGUGAUCAUGAGCAGAGUUGUUUACCUCUUCAAAUGAAGUUGCUUGUGAAAAAAAGUAGGAAGUAUGUGAUUUGGAUCUUCUAAUGGUACUGCAGAACAUGGUACCAUGCUUAUGUCUGAAGUUGGGAUUCUUGCUGGGAAAGUGGCACUUGUUCUUUGUUAGGAUUAGGAUCUAUGUGUGGGGCUCUCGUUUGUGGAGAUGGAUGGAGGAGUGUGUACAGUUCUGAGAGAUGCUGCCAGCUCUGAAGGGAGAGGGAAGGCAUGAGUUGUAAAGGUGACAACAGGAUUUUUGGGUUGAAAGCUUAAUGCAGUCCAAUGCAAAAGCAAUUAACCCUUCUCAGUAGCUUACUGAAACAUAAAAAGGAAAGAGCCUUUAGAGCAUACAUAGGCUAUAAUAGAAAGAGGUGAUGUCCAAGUACAGUGCUGAUAACAUAGGAAAAAUAUUAACCAGCAUUGAAGGCCCGAGCCUGCGCGGCCCCAGUUUCUGUAUUAGGCACUGCAGUGUGCAGGAUAAUGUACUGAAACAGAUGACCCUGUAUAGUGAAGCAAAACCACACAAAGAUUAUUACUCUUCAGUUUCUUUUUUGCAGUUUCUUUUUUAACUCCCAGUUAAAAACUGUCUUAGGAUGCAACUGAACUGUAUCCUGAACAUGAAUGUCUGCUAUGAGCUGAGAGUUUACUACUCAGUGGGCUGUAAUUACUGUAAUUUCUUUACUGGCAUUCUACUUACAAACUUUAAUUUUUUUAAGAGGCUCUUAAUUCUUAAUCUUCUAAUGCUUCAGAUAUUUUUCAUAUGGAGUUUUGUUAAAACAGAUAUUCCCAAAUACAAUGAACCCAUUGCUGGCAAUGGGCACGAAUGGUCAGCACCACAGAGUUCCUGUUCUUCGCACUUAAUUGAACUCUACAAAUAUUAUGGCAGCCAGGUAUAACCCUUGUGAUCAAGGUACCGAAACAGGGAUUUUGCUCACUAACACUGUAGCCUGCUUAAUGUAUAGAAGCACUUUGUAUUUAAACAAAAAAAAAAAACAAACCAUAAAACUUUAUAAGUAUGUUUUUUAAACUUAGAAAUUAUAUUCCCCUUAUGGUUUGUUUCCACACUGCUAACACUGUCUUUUUUAAUAUUUUAAAAAAAAUUAUAAUGCUUGCCUGUUUACAUGAGUGUAGUGGAAAGGGUUCUUGCACUCUGUGGCCCUAUUUUUCCAUUCUCGAAGGCCUUACCACAUAUAGGGUGUCAUUUCUGCAAGUACCAUCAUCACGUUUGAGAGAAGGCAUUAGAAUCACACAAUCAUAGAAUGGUUUGGGUUGGAAGGGGACCUUGAGGAUCAUCUAGUUCCAGUGUCCCUGCUGUGGGCAGGGACACCUUCAACUAGACCAGGUUGCUCAGAGCCCCAUCCAACCUGGCCUUGAAUACAUCCAGGGUGUUCCUUCACAUACUCAUUUCAAGAAUGAUCUUGUAUAUUACAUUAGUUCUCAGCCCCUUUGAAAUUGUCACUUUAGUUUUGCAUAAAAAGGUUAAGAGUGCCUCUUCCCAUUUAACCAUUAAAAAAGGCUGGACAGAAACACCAGUCUGAAAACCAUGGUCAAGCAAAAAAUAUGUCUGUCAAACCCAGACCAUCCCACAGAGCUGCCAGCAAAACUGUUUCUUUUACCAGCUUGGAAUGACUUUUAUAUGGGAUAUUUCAAGGUUAAACAUUACUUCUAUUUGCAGUUAGAUUACUUUGAAAUAAAGCUUUAAAAUAAAUUGUACUGCGAGAGACACUUUAAAGGUUUUAUAACAGGUCCAGUAGAUCAUAUUAUGGAACCAUGUCCUUUUUUAAUGACUUAGCAUGCAUAGUAACCUUUUAGUAUUUGCCUAUAGCUGUUUUACCCCAUAUUAUGGCAUUGUCUUAAAAGUCCAACAAAUGUUGCUCCACUGAUCUUGAAGCACUUGGCUGAUGUUAAUUUACAUGAAACCAAUUGAUUGCAGGAAAAUACUGAUCUGAUUGUCAUGAGAUCAAGUUGAGAGGUUCAAUGAUUUAAGGGCAGCUUGAGAUACAUGUCUAAAAUCCUUACUUUUGCAUGGCACAGGUGAAGCAGUUGUCUUGUGGUGUUUUUCCUGAGUUCAAUGUAUUGCCCUUUGACAAACUUCUAAUCGCCAUUUCAGGUAUUGGGGGGAACAAAUGACAAAAAAUUACUUAAACACUUAAAAAAAAUCUUUCCUCUCCCUGCUUCAGGUUCAGCUUAAGUCUAACACCUCUCCUCCCUGCCUUUGUAGUCUCAGUUUUCCUUGUUUUCACCAAGAGUUGCAUUUCCUGCCAUUUCCUUUAGUGAGGUGAGGGUCACGCAGGAGGUUGGGCUCGUAUGCACACUGCCUUGUCUGAUGCUCUUCAUUUCUUAGUGGGUGUCCUCUGGUGCUCUGGGCUGGUUAGUGUCACUGGUCAUGGUGACGCCGGGCCACAGUUCCUUCAGGGAUGGGUCUGUUCCAGUCUGGCUCUCCUGUGGGCCUGAGUUACUUCAGAGGUGUACUGCUCUGGCAUGGCUUAGCUGUAGGCCAAAGUCCUCUCAAAAGUAAAUCUCAGACACAGAGCGUGUCCUUCUGUGAGUAUGUCUAUACAUAUCCUCAGUGACUUCUCCAGGUAUUUUCCCAAGAGCAGCUCUUCAGUUUCUCCACAUGUCCCCAGGAGUAUAUUCUCUAUAUGUGUCUCCCUGCACCUCUUGCUAGCAGCUGCCACUCUUCCUUAAAUAUGUUUAAACAGAGGCAACAUGCACACCUCUGGUUGAGAUUUUGGCAUGCCGUGGAUUGUCCACAUCUGUUUUGGUGCAGGCUGAACCCCACUUGACUAGCACAGGGCAGCUCAGAAGCUCUGGCCACUCAUCCCCCCUGCAGCCCCUGCCACUGGUGCCACUGCAGUUCUACAUAGCCAAGAUACGCAGACAAGGCUUCUGUCAGGCUCUUAAUCUUUGCUAAUGGAGUGGUCUCGUUCAAGGUACAAAAAAUUAUUUCUUGUUUGUGGGGAGGAGGGAAGUGAUCCAUAUAUAUAUAUAUAUAUAAAAUAUGAAUGCAUAUGUAUACAAUGAAUUUCAUUAAUCUUCUCUUAUGCUUCAUUACCUUCAAUAAUGUGGCUUUUGGCUGUAGUAAAGUGUCUUCUGAAAACCAGCAUCAUUGUACACACAGGAGGCUUUCAGAAUUUCCUGCUGCUGUGAAGCCAUUCAUUGUCCUAGCAGUGGUAAGAAUACUUGAUGAUACUACAGCUAAGUUCCUUUUCAUUCCAUUUUGUAACUCAGAUGUUAAUUACCAUGGAAUCUGUGUAACUGCCAUUCUGAAAAAUUCAACUGUUAGCAGGGUUGCUUAGGUGUAUAUCAAGCCCUUUUGACGUAGGAGGUUCUUUUAUUUCAGAUACCACUGUUGUUUUGGGGUGUGUUUUUUUGUUGUUUCAUUUUUUAAACUUUACCUUCUUUGUUUUAUGAGUGAGCAGGUAGACUCUAGAAGGUACUGUCAGUACAGUUUUUGGUCUCAGCUUUUUUCAUCUGAGGUGUGUCUGAAGUUGAGAAACUGUUCUGUAUCAUGAGCAAGGCAGAUGAUCAAAGGCUGACGUACUGUGUUUCUCAUUAUAAAAAGAAUCCUUGACGUCCUUGUAUUAUUGAGCCUGAAAGAAUGGAGGCACAUCAGGGUUUGUAAUCUCAACCCUUUCGCUUUGUGCCAGCAAGGUGACCUGUCUGAAUUAUGAGACCUACAGAAGUAUAUUGAGUAUUUUGCUUUAACAGAAUUAGGACCUUUCUCAAAACAAUAAAUGAAAGUUGGUUUUUUGUCAUUUAGUUGCUUCAUUGGAUAGCUUGGCUUCUUUAGCUAUUAGCUGUAAAUUGUCAGUGCCCUAGGGGAAGAUGCUGGAAAAGAAAAUGGUAUAUUUUUAAUGUGAUUAAAUUGUAAGUUCUGAUUUUUGCUUGAAGCCUGUGUCUGUCAAUUGCUGCUCUUUUUUUAUUAUUCAUGGGAUUCCAUAUUUCUUUCAGAAAUGUAACUGUUUAUGCAAGUGAAUUUUCCUUAAUGAGCUAUAAGUUUUUAUUCUAAACAAGUCAUUUAUAAUAGUAAAUUUGCAUAACUUGAUAUUUUGUGAGAUGUUAUGCCUGUAUUGCAGAGGUUGGAUAGUUUUGUCUAUAAAUAUUGCUGUCCUAAUUGUACAGCAUGGUUUUAAUUUAAUGUUACUGUUCAAUAUUUUCUUCUUAUAGAAGAGUCCCAUGCCCCUUUUUCGUAUAACAUGUUUUAAUAAACGUUAUCUGUCAACUUUGUAAA
This is a messenger RNA of Lepidothrix coronata (blue-crowned manakin), 7679 nucleotides long. It is a transcript of the gene ZBTB43, whose product is annotated as zinc finger and BTB domain containing 43. The record is from RefSeq and is a predicted model, not a curated record. Gene Ontology annotation, molecular function: protein binding; DNA-binding transcription factor activity, RNA polymerase II-specific; RNA polymerase II cis-regulatory region sequence-specific DNA binding. The transcript has 2 exons. NCBI's taxonomy places the organism in Eukaryota, Metazoa, Chordata, Aves, Passeriformes, Pipridae. The coding region runs from base 930 to 2324 and encodes 464 amino acids. Gene Ontology annotation, biological process: regulation of transcription by RNA polymerase II.